AUGGCUAACAACCUGCCGCCAGUCUCCAUCAGCUCAAUCGUCGUCAGCAAUGGCCGACGGAAAGGUCUUUUGAGCAUCGUACCCAAUGCCUAUCCAGCAUUGCGUCUACUUGGAAAGCCAGAUGCUACGGACUACAGACCCAUUUCGCUCGAUCUUGAGGAUGAACUCGAAAUCCACUUCACAUUCAUAACGCGACAGAACUCCGGGCCCCUUCCUGCGACUCCCUCGACGGCUACCCCCGCAGUAGAUGCAACAAUAUCCGGGCUGACUUUCGCCUAUGCCCAGAAUGCUAAAGAGCUGGAUACCCUCGUAACACGCGAGUUUCACGCCGACCCAAAUCUACACAAGAAUUCCAAUGUCCAGUUUAUCGGGGAUUUUGGGACGCAUGGGAGUCAUGCGGUUACAUACGAAUGGACUUGGCACUGGAAACCCCCCAAGGCUCAAGAGGACAAGGGUGGAGGCUGGCGCAACUGCUGCAGUUUCCUUGAGUAUGAUUCCAGAGCCCACAGACUCAAUACCCUCGCGUCCUUUUCGUUCUGGGUCCAAAACUCGACCCUUUCAACUGGAUUACCGCUUGCUUCUCCGGGCCUGGAAAUACCGAUCCCGCCUCCGAGGCAUAGGAUGCCGUCGUCGCAGUCAUACCAGUCCGCGGUCAGCGACUCAGAGGGCCCUUCUGAGCCACAGGUUCCAGCUUCGCCACCGAUGCGGCCCAAAGACAGCCUCCUCAGUGCGCCAACCUCGGCGCCUUCGCUCCCUGUUAUCGACGUCCAGUGCGCAAGGCCGGGGGAAGACGUUAGCACCGUCGAGGACGGCCCGGUUUUCCGAGCCACCAUGAAGGCCUUGGAGCAGAAGACGGGGACUAUGAAGGUCCAGAUCAAGAAGGUGCUGAAGAAAGCCGAAGCGGCACAGCAGGCACAGGUGGAGUGCAACCAGGCCAUGUCCGAGUUUUUACGAGCGCUUCAAGAGGCAUCCAUGUCCAAUGCAACGGCUUUCAAGCCUGCUCUCGACCACUAUUUUCUGAACAUUGCUCAACAAAUACUGAAAUAUGAGAAGGGAAACAGCACGCUGUUACAGAAGCAGAUCAUCGAUCCCAUUUCAAAGCUGUAUAAUAUGGACAUCAAACAAGUCGAGGCAAAGAAAAAGGACUUUGACGAUGAGAGUCGAGACUAUUACGCCUACGUGGGCCGGUAUCUUGGUCAGAGGCAAGAUUCUCUAAAGGACAAGAAACGUGCAGAGAGUGAUUCUAAAUAUCAGAGCAAGAGGAAGAAUUUUGAGCUCAAGCGAUUCGAUUAUUCGACUUUCAUGCAAGAUCUUCACGGUGGCCGCAAAGAACAAGAGCUCCUCUCGCAGCUCACAAAAUAUGCCAAUGGCCAGGCCAAGGCAUUCCUCGCCACUGCGAAGAAGGUGGAAAGCCUAACUCCACAGUUGGAUGCUCUCGUCAAAGAGGUCUCCGAUGCUGACAAAGAAUACAACUUGCAAAGGACGGAAAGAGAGGAGAAGAGAAGAAAUCUCGAGAAGAAUGGGCCAAUUUCCGUGGAUCCCGAUUCCCAUCAUCCUCCCCCGACGUCGGCUCAAGCGGCAGCACAAAAUGGCCAUGGGGGCUAUCAGUCAGAUACUGAUCUGAGCCGGGCGGAUAGCACCAGCUCCCAGUUUGGCCAUGCAUCGAUCAAAACCUUAUCGCCUACGACGAAUUCAGCGUUACCUGCGGGCACUGUCCUAUCGACAUCGCCGAGCGCAGCCUCCAUCGCGCCAACGCCGAGCAAGUUUAAGGGUAUCCGUGAUCUUGAUGAAAGCUCAAUAUCCACGACCGACAAAUCGUCUGUGGGCCAGUAUCGUAAAGAAGGACUGCUAUGGGCAUUAAGCAAACCUAACUCCCAUAUCGACCCUAAAGGAGCCUGGCACAAAUUCUGGAUCGUGCUUGAUCAAGGGAAACUCUCUGAAUACAGCAAUUGGAAGGACAAGUUGGAUCUGCAUCGCGAGCCAAUUGACCUUCGCAUGGCGUCCGUCCGCAUUGCUCGAGAUGCAGAGCGUCGGUUUUGCUUCGAAGUCAUCACGCCUCAGUAUAAGCGAGUUUACCAAGCCACAACUGAGGAUGAGAUGAAUAACUGGAUCAAUGCAAUCAACAACGCGCUGCAGAGUGCCGUCGAGGCCGGCGGGCAAGUCCCUCAGCAAAGUCGAAAAGAACACGUCGGACGUGAAUUUGGACAGAUGUUCAGUGGUAAGAGCUCAUCACAAUCGGGCCCGCACGGUUAUUCGCACCGAAGUGACGCGGGCGGAGUGACACGGCGUAUUACUGUGGGUGCUAGACCCACCUACACAAGGACCAGCAGCAACAGCUACGAAGAGAACCCGUCCAAGCUGCUCGAUCUGAUCAGAAACAACGACCAUGGAAACCAGUUCUGUGCUGAUUGUGGCUCGGCUGCGAAGGUCGAGUGGGUAUCUCUGAAUCUGGGGAUUAUCCUGUGCAUUGAAUGUGGCGGGAUUCAUCGAUCUCUGGGUACACAUGUUUCCAAGAUUCGAUCCCUGACCUUGGAUGUGCACUCUUUUACCAACGAUAUCGUCGAGCUUCUCAUGCUGAUCGGUAAUCGAAUCAGCAACAUGGUUUGGGAGGCAAGGCUUGAUCGGGCUCUCAAGCCAGAGCCAAACGCUACCCGUGACCAGCGCCUGAAGUUCAUAACGGCCAAAUAUGUCGAGCGGGCUUACGUGGAGGCUGUGUCCCAAUAUGGGUCUGCCGACGAUACGUUACUGACCUCAAUCAAGAAGCAUGACCUUCAGGGAGUCCUCAAGGCUAUCGCCCAACGGGCCAAUGUGAACGCGCACGAUCGAUCUAGGAACACCCAUGCGGUGUUUCUGGCUCUCGCAGCUGCAGACCCAGCUCGUCCAGUGUCUUCCCACUCGAGCACACCGGCGGGAGCUGUCAGAGCCUUCCCAAUGGCUGAGCUAUUGGUGCAGAAUGGGGCCGAGAUCCCCGUCGAACUUCCAGCCAUACCCCUAUCUUCCGCCGCGCAGCUGUAUGUUGAGCAGAGAACAGCGCGCGCAACAUCCAAUUACGGCGGUGUCACAGACACCCUAGGGCCGUUGCCGAUCGUUCACAGGGUCUCCCCAUUGUCUUCUUCGUCAGACGGGUCCAACAAGCUUCAAAAGCGCGGUAGUGCAGGCGCAAGAUUUGCGGGCAAAGUGGCGAGUCUGGGAGAACGAUAG
Molecule: messenger RNA, 3201 nt
Organism: Fonsecaea nubica
Lineage: Eukaryota; Fungi; Ascomycota; Eurotiomycetes; Chaetothyriales; Herpotrichiellaceae
Exons: 3
Coding region: 1-3201 (1066 amino acids)
Biological process (GO): intra-Golgi vesicle-mediated transport
Cellular component (GO): cytoplasm; endosome; trans-Golgi network
Molecular function (GO): protein binding; GTPase activator activity
Source: RefSeq, a predicted model, not a curated record